AUGAGCACAAACGGUACACCACGGCGGGCAACUGAGAUCGGUGUAAAGCGAAGUCGAAAGGCGACUGAACCUCAGCAUCUUUCUUCUUUUUGCAUAACAUCUCCCGAAGAGCCGAUGAAUCCGUCAUCAGCAGGAAACCCUUUGUCUACCGCUGAUCCUCAGGGAACAGGUGAUCAGACAGUGAACAUCCUGAACUUGGCAGGGGCUAUUGCCAUGAAUAGUCUUUUGGCUCUGAAUCAGCAAUCUUCUGUGGGGACGCUGCCCACUGCUACCCAGCUGGCUGCGCAAAAUCCUCUUCUCGCCAAUGCAGCAAAAAUGAUGUUGAGCAUGAAUCUGAUGAAUGCUGCUGCUGCGGGUGCCUCCGAUAGACUCCCGGUCGCGAGUCCGACAGCCGACCUACUCUCGCUGAUCAGCUCUCAGCCGGAGGCUGCAGCGCAGUCCGUUGCAAAUCUGCAACAGGCAAUGCUUAUCCAGCAAUACGCGGCUCUUGCUAGGAGCCAGAUACCAGCUGUAAAUCCGCAGCUGGCUGCUUUGCAGAUGCUGAAGCAGCGAACGAACGAAAAUGGAAGUGGCCAGUCAAGUGAUCGAAAGCGUUCGUUCCCGUCCACAGAUGUUUCCGGCCAGGCAGAAGAAAUGAGGAAGCGCGUCUUUUCUGACACCAAGGUACUCGCCGCCAAACGCAAGUCUGAGAGCAUCUCUGUCUCUCAUGUACCGUUUUCCAAAGACGAUAUCGAACGGUGUUUGGAAAGGAUUCUGAAAGAGGAGAUCUACAACAUCUAUGAAAGUGACUCUAAGCCGGAUUCAAAAGGCGAUUCGAUUAAGUCGUCGUUAUCAGAUGCUGACAGCAAGGAAACUGGCUGUAGCAGUAGUGGCACCUCUUCACCGAUUGGGCGUAAGCUUUCUAUCGAUGAAAUUUUGGACAUCAUUGCCACGCGACCGCAAAGCAAAGGGGAAGGUGGAAUUGCUUCAGUGGGGUCUGCAUUCCGAAAAGUCAGCAGUCGUUCGCACCUCUGCACAGAACCUUCAGUCCGGGAAGUUGUCUCAGAGACGCUUGCUUGGGCUACGUCAUUGUCACCAGCCUGCAGUUCUCCUCGGAUUUCCGAACCGGAUGUCGCCCCUCUUUCUCAGGAGCUUGUCAAUCAGUUACGUGAGCUGGCUCUUUCUCAUCGUGACCCCGACGAGGACCACUCUUUGGAAAGUAUCUUUACAACCGAAGAUAACAACUCCUCUCCUCCAAAUUAUUUUUUUCAGCGAUUCCCUGUAGUAUGGCAAGGAACGUUAGCGAUGAAACAGUCGGAAACGACUGUGCAGAUGCAUCUUGUCUACGGUUCAAUGGAAAUGCUGACGCGAUGUCUCGGGGAUGUCGAUUCCGAUCCCAAAAAUGCCGUGCCGAUCCGAGUGAACCAACGAAUGCGUCUUGAACAUGCACAAGUCCAAGGUCGGUUGCCAAACACCUGUGUUCAUCUUGCUUUUGACAUUUUCAAUCGAAUCGGUCUCUCUCUUAUUCUAUCAAGCUAUUGA
Molecule: messenger RNA, 1521 nt
Organism: Cylicostephanus goldi
Lineage: Eukaryota; Metazoa; Nematoda; Chromadorea; Rhabditida; Strongylidae
Source: the annotation of a GenBank genome assembly